CACGCAAGUAACCAACCAAGCAACCAAGCAAACGACCAUCCAAGCAAGCAGAAAAUUGAGCAAGUAAAAAAACAAACCAAGCAACUUACAAAUAAAGCAAGCAAACAACCGACAAACCAACCAAGCUAACAUUUAGCUGCUUCGUAAGAAAAUUUGGCACCUGGAAAAUGAUCAGUGACCAUCCUAAGUAAGACAUCAUGGAUAGCUACACAUAAGCCCUGGAGCAUUGCUUGAGUGAGAUCAUCUGUGACCUCACAUGGCUUGAAAAGCUCAUGUGUUACAUCAUCUUUCUUCAUAUCAUUUGGGAAAGGCAGAUUUUCACCACUUAGGAGUCCUGAAGCAUCCUCUUUAUUUGUGUUUUUUAAAUUUUUUCUCAGUGGCGGCUCAGCCAUUGUAUUUUUGAUAUUCCGAAGUAUCUGAAAGCCAACAUCAUAGUCUUUACCAGAGUUAGAUCCACAUAUUGUUAAUGUCUUCUAUUAUUUCUUUAGAUGUUUCUUUAACUGUUAAGGCAGACUUGUCUCCCUUUUCCCUCAACCCAAGAACAUAUGGGUGUUGGUCAUCAUCAGUCAGUGAGAAUACUUCAAAGCAGCGACCAUGUUUCGGAGUUACGUCAGAAUACAGAGUAGUGUUCUUUGACUUAAUAGUUUCAAGUUGCUGCUGGCAUAUUGCAAGUGUGCUGUCUGCAAUUACUCAGAUGCGAGUAGGUAGUUACCAGUUCCGCCACCAGCUGGCUGAUUCGGGGGAAAUUACAUGGCAGGGUAUUACAAAAUUCCCUUAAACUUGAAUAUUCAUCAGUUUUAGUGGUUCACUUUUCAUAUUACCCUUAUGUAUGUGAUAGUUAUACAAAUUAAAAUAUGUCCAGUAAAAGAAAAUAUUAUCUGCCCAACACAAGAAAAGUUAUUUGACUUUUUGUGGUUUUACAACAUGGGGUCUAUAGGGAAUCUCCCCG
Molecule: messenger RNA, 949 nt
Organism: Owenia fusiformis
Lineage: Eukaryota; Metazoa; Annelida; Polychaeta; Sabellida; Oweniidae
Source: the annotation of a GenBank genome assembly